UAAACAUUUUAUGGCGUAUGAAAACAAUGCUUCUGAAAAGUAAGUGGAUAGAAGUUGAUGAUAUAAAAUACUUGAAAUCAGUCGUAAAGAUAGUUAAUGUUCUCUUCAGAUCAUUGACACUAAAUGAGCAAUUUUCAAAAUUAAUUCUAAUAGAUACCCAUGUACGCGUUUUGGAGCAUCAACGUGAUCCACAUAUUACAGUAGUAAAUUUUGAAACAACAAGUGAAAGCGGUCCAACAGAAGUUGAUGAAAGUUCAUCGAGAGUAUUAAAACAUAAGUCACCAUCUUCAUCAUGGGAGUUUCCACAGUUGGUUGUAAGAGAUCAAUCAAUGAUCAAUGAUUCAGAUGCGAGAAAUUAUCCAUGGUAUGGGUCAAAAAAUCAGUUAGCAGCUAUGGAUUGUCGGAAAAGUGAAAUAUUAGUGAUACAUACCGUGAGAUGGAGCAUGACUAUCGAUAUCGAUGUUAAACCGGAUGAACGUUGA
Messenger RNA from Didymodactylos carnosus, 482 nucleotides. The record is from the annotation of a GenBank genome assembly. NCBI's taxonomy places the organism in Eukaryota, Metazoa, Rotifera, Eurotatoria, Philodinida, Philodinidae.